AUAACGAAUUUGAAUAUCCGUAAGCUAUGAGCUCCCACUGGACACCUAUUGAAGCCGAUUUGGCUGAUAAACUAAGAGAUUUUAAACUAUCUCAAAUUGGAGAAAAUACUAAAGCUAUUUGUACUAAACCUAAGCUUAAGAGUGUUGUAAAACCUGUUGUUCCAGCAAUAUGCCACUCAUCUACCUUUGAAAUAGAAUCUGUUGAAGAUUAUUUGAAAAUUCUGAAGGAAGAUGGCUAUAUUUAUUCAAGACUUGGAAAUCCUACUUGUCAAGCUGUUGAAGCAACAGUUUCUGCUUUGGAGGAAGCUUAUGGGUCCCUUACCUUCAAUACUGGUAUGGCAGCUAUAUCGUCUAUAUUGAUCUCCAUCUUGAAGUCUGGUGACCAUGUAAUCUGUCAAAAUCCUGUAUAUAGCGGGACGUAUAAAUUUCUUUCUACAUACUUAUCUAGACUAAACGUUACUACAACAUAUAUUCCGGCUGGCUCACCAAUUGAGGUAUGGGCUGCCGAAAUAAAGCCAGAAACAAAAGUACUAUACGGUGAGACACCGUGCAAUCCAGACAUGGCCGUUCUUGACUUAAAACGCUUUGGCGAACUUGGUAAGAAGCACCAAAUAAUCACAAUUAUUGAUUCAACUUUUGCAUCUCCGACCAUAACUAAACCGCUUAAUUACGGUAUUGAUAUUGUCGUACAUAGUGCCACGAAAUACAUGGGGGGCCAUUCUGAUCUAAUGGGUGGUGUAGCUGCUACAAACAGUCAAGCGCUGUGGUCAGAGUUACAAAUUACUAGAUCUGAACUUGGAUCAAAUUUAUCUCCCCAUGAAGCUGCCCUACUACUGAGAGGUUUGAAAACUCUUCCAAUACGUAUGAAGCGACAUUCGGACAACGCUUUGAGUAUUGCUAGAUAUCUUGAAAGUAGAAAAGAUAAAAUAUCUAGAGUUUUUUAUCCUGGAUUGCAAUCUCAUCCAGGCCAUGAAAUUGCAAAACAACAAAUGAAAGACGGUUAUGGCGGAAUGGUUUCGUUUGAAAUGAAAAAUGGCUUGGAAGGAGCCAGAGCGAUGGUCGAAUCACUAAAAGUGAUCAACUUGGGUGUAUCUCUUGGAGGUGUUGAUAGCCUAAUUUCCCAUCCAGCUUCGAUGACCCAUGGCCCAAUGAUUAUGGAUGAUGAGGAGAGAAAGAAGGCUCGAAUAACGUCUGGAUUAAUCAGAUUAAGUGUUGGAUUAGAAGAUGAAGAAGAUUUGCUUGAAGAUCUUCGUAUGGCUUUGGAAAAAGUUUAA
Molecule: messenger RNA, 1274 nt
Organism: Dimorphilus gyrociliatus
Lineage: Eukaryota; Metazoa; Annelida; Polychaeta; Dinophilidae
Source: the annotation of a GenBank genome assembly